This is a messenger RNA of Varanus komodoensis (Komodo dragon), 1676 nucleotides long. RefSeq names its product checkpoint kinase 2 (gene CHEK2). Gene Ontology annotation, cellular component: nucleus; cytoplasm. Lineage: Eukaryota; Metazoa; Chordata; Lepidosauria; Squamata; Varanidae. The record is from RefSeq and is a predicted model, not a curated record. Gene Ontology annotation, molecular function: protein serine/threonine kinase activity; protein binding; ATP binding. Gene Ontology annotation, biological process: protein phosphorylation; mitotic DNA damage checkpoint signaling. Bases 34 to 1584 code for a protein of 516 amino acids. The transcript is spliced from 15 exons.
UGGAGAGCCAGGAGGCCGCUCCGCCGCCGAGGGAUGUCCCGCGAGGGCGCCGCCGCCGAGCGAGGCUCCCCACAGCGCCAGCCGCCCCCGGAGGGCUCCGGCUCGUCGUCCAGCGGGACGCAGGGCACCAGCCAGUCCUCCUCCAGCUCGGGCACCCUCAGCUCCCUCGACACGCUCCCCACGCAGGACCUGCCCCCCAUCCCCGAGGACGCCGAGCCCGGAGAGCCCGCCGCGCAGCCGUGGGGCCGCCUCUUCAGCCUGGCGGAGGGCUUCCCCAACUGGGACUGUGUGAAAAAUGAGUAUUGGUUUGGCAGAGACCCAAGCUGUGAUUACAGCUUUGCUAAACUGAAUUUGGCAGAUACAGAGUUCUACAAGCAGUACAGCAAGAAGCAUUUCCGCAUCUUCAGAGAACCAGGACCCAAAAACUGCUUUGUGACAUACAUUGAAGACCAAAGCGCCAAUGGGACAUUCAUCAAUGGAAGCAUUCUGGGGAAGGGCCGGAAGCUUCCCUUGGUGCAUGUGGCUGAAAUUGCCCUCUCCCUGCCCCGGAACAAAGUGUUUGUGUUCUGUGACCUCAUGGAUGAUCAUCAGUUGGAGUAUCCCAAGGAGCUCAGGGACAAAUAUAUCAUAUCAAAAACUUUGGGCUGCGGUGCCUGUGGAGAGGUGAAGCUGGCCUUUGAAAGGGACACCUGUGAUAAAGUCGCCAUAAAAAUCAUCCAUAAGCGGAGGUUUAUGACAGACACUUUGCCAGAGAAUCAGGACAAGCCUUUUAAUGUUGAAACAGAAGUGGAGAUUUUGAAGAAGAUCGACCAUCCCUGCCUAAUAAAGAUAAUAGACUUCUUUGAAGGAGAAGACUUCUACAUUGUGUUGGAAUUGAUGGAAGGUGGGGAGCUGUUUGACAGGGUGCUGCCCCCAGCAAGACUGAGUGAGGCAACAUGCAAGCUUUAUUUCUACCAGAUGCUACUGGCUGUGCAGUACCUUCAUGAACAUGGCAUUAUUCAUCGAGACUUGAAACUGGAGAAUGUACUUUUAGCAUCUCAUGAAGAGAAUUGUCUCGUAAAGAUUACAGAUUUUGGACAAUCGAAAAUUCUUGGAGAAACCUCUCUCAUGAAAACCUUAUGUGGCACGCCUGACUAUCUUGCUCCUGAAGUUCAAAACUUUGCUGGGACAGUUGGCUACGGACGCUCGGUGGACUGCUGGAGCCUGGGAGUGAUUCUCUUUAUGUGUCUCUCUGGCUAUCCACCCUUUUCGGAUAAGAACGCUCGGCUGUCUUUGAGGGAGCAGAUCGCCAGAGGGGACUACUUCUAUUGCGCACAGCUGUGGCAGCACGUGUCAAAAGAAGCUUUUGACCUCGUACAGAAGCUAUUGGUGGUGGAUCCACAGAAGCGCCUUAAAAUAGAAGAGGCCUUGGCGCAUCCUUGGCUUCAGGAUGAAUGUAUGAAGCACACCUUUCAACAGUUAAUUACUCAGACAAAGGGUUCAGUACCUACACCAGAGCUUCCAACGAGGCACCUUCCUAGCAGAAAACGGCACCCUGCAGAGCCAGAACAGCCGGGACCCUCCAAGGCUCAAAAAGUCAAGUGACCAUUUUAAUUGCUGCUUGUGCUCAUUUAUAUAUAUAUAGAUAGAUAGAUAGAUUUAAAAGAACGUUGCUAAAUAAACACCCUUUUCUGAGA